UGUAUUCAUUUGCAGAAUGAGGGAAAUUGAGGAAAGUGAGGCACUUCUUGUGCAACAGAUGGAUAGAGGCUGUAAAUGCAGUUGGAAUUGGUCUUGGCUGAAACUUGAAACUACAAUCAAGGUCCAUGCAGUCAAACACACAUUCAUACUGUCUGACUUUUUUCAGAAAAUUGAAAAAAAGGGUUGUGCUAAAUGCACUCUCUGCAUGAAGGAAAUUAACUACAGUAGCAGAGGGGUGCAUGCCCUGUAUGCACACUGUCAGACAUCCAUACACACAAACAGAGUGACCUCAAUCGUAACAACUCAAAGUGUGGCACAACUCUUCCGUAAGGAAGAUCCUUUACCAGCUACUCAGAACCAGGCCUCAGCAGCAGAAAAGAUCAGGGAAAGUGUUAAGCUUCCAGUGCCUAUGUGUAAUCGCAUUGGUAAUGGAGAGGUAUGUGUGUGUGUGUGUGUGGCCUGGUAAACCCUACGUUAUGGGGACCCCAUAAGGAUGGCAAUAUCCGAAAUCCUUGUUCGUGUGGGGACAUUUUUUGGUCCCCAUGAGGAAAAAACGGCUUAUAAAUCAAAAAAGUGAUGUUUUUUUGAAAAUGUAAAAUUGCAGAAAGUUUUCUGUGAUGGGCAGGUUUAGGGAUAGGGUUAGUGUAAGGGAAUAGAAUAUACAGUUUGUACAGUAUAAAAAUCAUUAUGUCUAUGGAAAGUCCCCAUAAAACAUGAAAACACUACGUGUGUGUGUGUGUGUUGAAGACUAGUAAACCAAAAUAUUUUUUAUGGAAAUGAGUACAUAAUGAAGACAAAGCAAAUGGAGAUGAACUAAAUUAGUUUAAAAUGAAUCAUUAAAUGAGUAAUUUAUGUAUUUUCUUUCUCUAUUCACUAGGCAAUGGUCCUGGCAGUUAUUGCUGAGCACUCUCUACCUCUGACAAUAGCACCUGUGUUGGUGGAGUUAAGCCAGUGUCUAGCUGCAGACAAGGCAGCCCUUAGCCAAAUUAAACUCUCCCGCACUGCAGCUUCUUAUAAAAUGGUGUAUGGUAUGGGCCAUACAUUUGCGGAGAGAACUUUCUCCAACUUACGACAAUACACCUUCUCUCUGAAUGUGGAUGAGAGUACCUCCAGCAGUAAUAAGAAGGUCCUUUCUAUGUUGGUCAGCUACUUCAACAAAGAGCUCAAUGAUGUUGUGGUUGAACACCUGGGCUCCCUUGAAGUUGCGAAAGUCAGUUCAGCUAGUUUGGAGAGGGUGAUGUGUGACUUUUUUCAGAAAAAGAACAUUCCUUGGUCGAACCUAAUUAGCAUAAUGCUAGACUCAUGCAACGUGAUGCGCGGGAGCAAAUCAGGGCUGGAGACAAGGAUACGAGAGAGGCAUUGUUCCACUCUGCUCGAUGUGGAUGGUGACUCUUGCCAUCACAUCCACAACUCUGCAAAGAGAUUUGCUGAACCUUUUGAAAACUACUUGGAGCAGCUCUUUGCUGACAUCCACACAGACCAUCAAUGGGCACCAGAUCAGUUGGGGUACCUGAAAGAAAUAGCAGAGUUCCUGGACAUACCUGCCACAAAUCCCCAGCGAUUUGUCUCCCAUCGUUGGUUGUCAGCUUAUGACGUAGGGAUCAAUACUAAAAGAAUGUUACCUGUGUUCAGAGUGCUCUACUUUGGAUUUAUGGGAAAGCAGGACCAAGAACUGUAUAAAGAAAUAUUACAGGACCUGUACAGAGACCUUGGUGUGAGUGAAAAGGCUCAACGAAGGGUUGAAUUUAUUCACCAGGAUCUCUGCAAGAAGGGAAUGACUGAUUUGGGGAAGAAAAGGAAGGCCCGAAUUGUAAAGAAGAUUUGGGUGGAAAACCAAAAAGUGAACCUUAUUCUUAGUGUGUACCUUGGUGUCCUCCCAAUUUUGAAGGAAUACGUGAUGGUCUUUCAAGGAAGUAAAACCUUGGUUCACAAGCUUCAUGACAAGCAACUUGAAGUGUUCAUCAACUUUCUUGCCUGCUUCAUCAAGCCUGAGCAUCUGAAGAUGUCGCCAAAGAAAUUGCUAGAAUUGGACUUGGCCAAUAACACACUUCACUCCCAGAUUUACGUUGGGAAAGUCGCAGAAGACCUGAUUGCAGCCCAUCCAAAGCAUCCGAUAAUCAUGGAUUUUAUUGGGAAGGUGACCAAGGCAUACACAGCUUGUGGCAAGUACAUGCAGAACAAACUACCUCUCAAAAGUAAGACCCUACAGGCCUUGUCCUCUAUUGAUCCUGUGGUGAGGGGCCAUUCCCAGGCUGUUACUCAGCUGAAGGAGUUGGCUAGGAUCAUGAAACAUUUAGUGCCCCUAGAGAGUGACAUCACCCAGGAGAUCAUUAGGUACAAUGUGGACCCCAACCUGGCCAAGUAUGAAGAUGGAGAUGACAUUGUGAAGUGGUGGGCCCAUGUCAUGAGUUUGGGGAAGUAUCCAGCUCUCAGCCAGGUUAUCAGAGGGGCCCUCUCCAUCUUCCAUGGACCACUGGUAGAGUCCUCCUUUAGUCUCAUGGGAGAUGUGAUUGAUGCUAAAAGAUCUAGCAUGAAGAUCUCCACCUUUGAUGCAGUGCAGACUGUCAAAUAUGUGCUGAGGUCAAGGGGCAAGACUGGCAUUGGCAUGUUCAAAAGAGAUGACAUCAAACUGGGGCCAGUUGAUAAAACUCUCUGCCAGAACAUUAGGGUUGCAGGGAGAAGGGACAAGACCGACAGAGAGAAGAGGAUGGAGGCAAAGCAGAAGAGGCAGGUGGAGUAUGGCUGCAGUGCUACAUGUGAAAGUGCAGAGAAGGCCAAGACCACUGCUCUGGCCGAAGAGAGGCAGACACGUCUCAAACAUGUUGAUAAGAAAAUUAAUGCAGCCAGACGCAAGGCCCUGGAUACAUUGCAGGAGGUGGCCAGGAAGAAGAGGAAGCUGGAGUAAAGCAAGAAGAUAGUUCAAUGAGAGUUUAUGUUUCGGAAUAAAAAAUGAAAUUGAAUAUUACAAAUUAGCGUCUGUGUAUUUUGAUUUUCAGAAUUUCAUUUUAGUCUGUGCCUAUGGGGUGGGCUGGGGAUGGCAGGGGUUGGUGGCAAUGUAAGUAUCUGGAUAUUUGCCGCUGGGCGGGGGCUUCGAUUACCUCUCUCUUUUUUGACCAUACAUGUGUUUGCACCC
Messenger RNA from Megalobrama amblycephala (Wuchang bream), 3133 nucleotides. RefSeq lists its product as uncharacterized. The transcript has 5 exons. The record is from RefSeq and is a predicted model, not a curated record. NCBI's taxonomy places the organism in Eukaryota, Metazoa, Chordata, Actinopteri, Cypriniformes, Xenocyprididae. Bases 881 to 2905 code for a protein of 674 amino acids.